GGGGGGGUAAGAAAAGGGAAAGAGAGGAAGCGGAGCCGGCCCGUACGGUGGCCGAAGAGGGACGCGCUGUGCCAGAGGCUGCAGGAUGAUGCGGUUCAUGCUGCUGUUCAGCCGGCAGGGGAAGCUGCGGCUGCAGAAAUGGUACCUGGCUAUGUCAGACAAGGAGAGGAAAAAGAUGGUUCGAGAACUUAUGCAGGUCGUCCUGGCCAGAAAGCCCAAGAUGUGCAGCUUCCUGGAGUGGAGAGACCUCAAAGUUGUCUAUAAGAGAUAUGCCAGCCUCUACUUCUGCUGCGCCAUUGAGGGCCAAGAUAAUGAGCUCAUCACACUGGAACUGAUCCACCGAUAUGUGGAGCUCCUGGACAAGUAUUUUGGCAGUGUAUGUGAACUCGACAUCAUCUUCAACUUUGAGAAGGCCUACUUCAUCUUGGAUGAAUUUCUGAUGGGUGGUGAUGUCCAGGAUACCUCUAAGAAAAGUGUGCUGAAGGCCAUAGAACAAGCAGAUCUACUACAGGAGGAAGAUGAGUCACCUCGAAGUGUCCUGGAGGAGAUGGGUUUGGCAUAGCUUCCCACCCCAAUGGGAGAUACAUUGCAGGGUUGCCAUAACUUGGCAGACAUGACUGGUUGCUUCAAAGUCCACACACGUUCAGAUCCCUCUUCCCUGUGGAAUACCCUUUCCCUGCUCUCUCAGUUUCUCUUGGAGAGAGUUGUGGACUGGAAUCCUUCAAACAUUCCUUCUUUCUCUGACUCCCAUCACUUCAUGUUCCUUCAUUUUUUCCAGUUUGGGUUUGAGAAAUUGGAUGGGUAGAGAAAGACUAUGACCAAGAAGAGAGGUGUGAUGAUGUAUGUUUCUCUCUCUCUUUCCCCAUCCUGAGAACUGACUUCAUCCAAACCUUACUUCAUUCUCCCAUACACUGUAAAUAUAUAAAUAUGUCAGGUUAAAUGGAAAUUGUUUUCAGCCCUCCACCCACCCAAAGAAAAAUAACAUACCUCUAUUUCCUCCCCCUCCCUGCACCAGUCAGUCAGGCCUUAAUCGUUUCCUAGGGAAAGGUAUCUCUAGUAUAUUAAGGAGGGGUGUCUUUCUUUACAUCUCUCACCCCUGCCCCACUCUCAGGGUGGGUUUGAAUCGUAGGGAAGAACACAGCUAAUUUUUAAAAUCUUAUGACUUUGAGGGAAGGGAUACAGGAAGGUUUGGGCCUGUUGGGAACUCAGUGGAACCCCAAAUGUUCUAAUUUAGGGGGAGGGAGGAAAGAAGGGUGCUUAUUUGUCUCUGUUUCCUUUCUUCCUGAAAUAAAAGGACUAUCAUUUCUGGA
This is a messenger RNA of Vombatus ursinus (common wombat), 1310 nucleotides long. It is a transcript of the gene AP1S1, whose product is annotated as adaptor related protein complex 1 subunit sigma 1. The transcript is spliced from 5 exons. Bases 86 to 562 code for a protein of 158 amino acids. NCBI's taxonomy places the organism in Eukaryota, Metazoa, Chordata, Mammalia, Diprotodontia, Vombatidae. The record is from RefSeq and is a predicted model, not a curated record. Gene Ontology annotation, biological process: intracellular protein transport; vesicle-mediated transport. Gene Ontology annotation, cellular component: AP-1 adaptor complex; membrane coat; intracellular membrane-bounded organelle. Gene Ontology annotation, molecular function: clathrin-cargo adaptor activity.